AUCGCUAAAUCCAGUCCGCCCAGGUCAGUAUUCCUGCCAGUCUCGAUUUUUGCUCCCCUUUUGACGGCAAGAGGCCUUACCACUUCGACAACCACAGCAGUCUUCUCGCGCCCACCGCAAUAACCGAAAAUGGGAAAGGUUCACGGAAGUUUGGCCCGUGCCGGCAAGGUCAAGUCUCAGACCCCUAAGGUCGAGAAGCAGGAGAAGAAGAAGACUCCCAAGGGCCGCGCCAAGAAGAGACUCACUUACACUCGCCGUUUCGUCAACGUCACCAUGACCGGCGGCAAGCGCAAGAUGAACCCCAACCCCGGCUCUUAAAUUACCCACAACCCGCAAACCAUGAAGCUUCCGUCGCGAUGACAACUUUCUUCUCUCCGGCGACAAAGUUAGCGAGCUAAAAGAAUCCCAUCAAACCCUUUUCUUUCCCCGCGUCACCACGAUGAACGAACUUUUGACGAUGACGAACAAACAACAAGACAACACCGGAGCGGACUGUACUGUGUGCUUGUAUCUUUUUCUUGGGAUUCCUGGAAACAGGGCGUUCCCAGGACUAAGGUUCGGGGAAUGAGGGCGAAAAAAAAAAAGCAAGCAAACUUUUUUUCAGGGCGUCUGUGAUUGGGAUGGGAUGCUGUGUUUCUGGGUGUGGUAUGGGUGGACUUGAGUCUACGGACGCGAGUCUACUUGAAGGCCAACAAUGUCUGAGAAAACGUAAAACAGAAAUGCGAUUUUCCAGGCAACACAUGAUUCUCGGUUCUUCGUGAUUCUUUGAAUGGGGAUGUCAAAGAUAAGCAUGUACGCCCGUUGUUUUCGUUCCAUCAUCUCUGUAACAUACAGGUAAGCCAACUCACGUUGGCCUUUUCAAUUCGCCCAUCAAAGAUGAAAGAAGAUUGAAAAGACAACAAGGUUCUCAUUCACUGCAAAUAUGUUCUCCGGAUCUACCAAACCCCGGACGACCAUGACGUAGCUUUCGUACCCAAACAUAUUGAACCGAAGAGAAAACAGCCCACGAGAUUCAGUUCUCGACUAAGCGUCGUUUCGCUCUAAUAUACACACAUAGAUGCCGAAACUUCGGAAUACCAAAUACUGUCAUUGCGAUGCUGACUGAAUCUCCC
Molecule: messenger RNA, 1112 nt
Organism: Neurospora crassa OR74A
Lineage: Eukaryota; Fungi; Ascomycota; Sordariomycetes; Sordariales; Sordariaceae
Exons: 4
Coding region: 130-318 (62 amino acids)
Biological process (GO): translation
Cellular component (GO): ribosome; cytosolic small ribosomal subunit
Molecular function (GO): structural constituent of ribosome
Source: RefSeq, a predicted model, not a curated record